Molecule: messenger RNA, 3463 nt
Organism: Saprolegnia parasitica CBS 223.65
Lineage: Eukaryota; Oomycota; Saprolegniomycetes; Saprolegniales; Saprolegniaceae
Exons: 13
Coding region: 13-3402 (1129 amino acids)
Biological process (GO): cell migration; cortical actin cytoskeleton organization; regulation of cell shape
Cellular component (GO): WASH complex; cytosol
Molecular function (GO): small GTPase binding; actin filament binding
Source: RefSeq, a predicted model, not a curated record
CAAAGCGCUAGCAUGGCCCCCGUGUCGCCAGCCAAGGACGUGAGCAAGCCCAAGAAGAAGGCGACGACCAUCUCCAAGUCGAUCGCGCGCGUCUUUCGCCGGGCCAAGGCCAGUGCCAGUGGCAACAACAGCGACAGCAGCAGCGCUUCCACGCUGGUCGCGUCGAGCUGCCCGAGCGACGCGAGCGAGAUCGAAGAGCUCUUUCUCCAAGCCAUCGACGGGCUCGCGCUGCCAAAGACGGCGACGGAUCGCAUGCACGCGCUGCCUUUGCACCAAAAGUGGCAGAUCAUCCACGAGUGGAGCGCCAAGCAGGGCCUCGACACGACGUCCGAGCCGCGCACGUGGGUGCAGACGCUGCACGAGGCGAUCGAGGACAUCUCGAGCUUCUCGGACCAGGAUGCAAGGGAGCUCCACGUGCUCAUGCGUGGCAGCGACAAGGAGUGGCUCACGCAGUUCCACAAGGAUGAUGGGAUUGCAGCGCUCAGCGAUCUUACUGGCGUCUAUGCGGCCAUGGACGACGUCGACGCGUGCGCGACGCGCUUCACUGAGUGCCUCAAGUGUUUCAAGUCGCUCAUGAACAACCACGUCGGCAUGCACUUCCUGCUCGCGCACCCAAAUGCCGUGCACACGCUGGCGCUCUCGCUCGACUUUGAUCGGAAGGAGCGGACGCUCAUGCUCCUCGAGAUGCUCUCGCUCACGUGCUGGUUCUCCGAGCUUGGUCACCGCACAGUGCUCGACGCGAUGGAGCUGCUCCGGCGUCGCCAGAACGAGCGCAUGCGCUACGCGAGCAUCCUCGAUGGACUCGCGACCGCGUCGUCCGUCGAAGUCCAAGCGGCCUGCUUGACGUUCAUCAACACGCUCGUGAGCACGUGCGUUCGCGUCGACGACCGUCUCGUCGUGCGCAAUGAUUUCCUCGCGCUCGACAUUCUCCCGCUGUGCCAGCGCAUCCUCAGCGGCUUCGAGUCGCUCUCGGCAGCGCCUUUGAGCUAUGGCAUGUAUGGCUUUGGGGACUUGGAGAUCGAUGCGAUGGGCCGCUUCCGCAAGCAGACGCAAGUGUUUCAGGGCUUGCUGCGCGCCGAUACGGACGAGGUCGUGUGCGGCGCCUUGGACUUGAGCGACGUGCGCGCCGUCUUGAGCAAGCUCGUCGAGAACGCCAGUCUCCAAGGCUGCAGCGACCGGCUCCUUCACGUGGCACUCGCCCUGCUCGUUAUCCCCAACGAAGUCGCCAUGGGCCACACGAUGUGGGACCUGGUCGAGACCGCGACCCUCGACAUCACAUCGGCGUUGCUCCCGGAGCUCACGGAGAAGAAGCGGUCCAUGGUCACUGCCGUCAAGAGGUGUCUGGAACAGCGUGCGACGCCAUCGUCCGAAGGCGCGCGACUCGAAAGCAACCAAGCUGUCCUGGAGGAGGCGCCUUUGGCGGUGCAGACCCGCCUCAACGAGGCAACUGCCACGAUAGCACAGCUCGAAGCGGAAAUCGAGCGGCUUCGCACAAAGCUGCUCCAUGAAGCUUCGGCGCGCGCGUCAACCGAGCGAACGAGUGGAGACACGGCUACUGAUGCGUCGGACAAGCUUUCGCCAACGCUGCCAGAGGCCGCAGCGCCAAGCGAAACGUACGCCAAGUACUUCAAACUGCUCAAGAUGGGCAUGCCGCUGGAGCAAGUGCAGCUCAAGGCCAAGGCCGACGGACUCGACCCGGCCAAGCUCGCCACGAGCGCGCCGGUCACGGCAGCGACGCUCGAUGCAUCUUAUGACAAGUACUUUAAGCUGCUCAAGAUGGGCAUGCCGCUCGAGCAAGUGCAGCUCAAGGCCAAGGCCGACGGACUCGACCCGGCCAAGCUCGCGGUAGCGACACCCGAAGCGCCAGCGACGUCGGUGGUCGUUGACGCGCAGUACGAAAAGUACUUUAAGCUGCUCAAGAUGGGCAUGCCGCUCGAGCAGGUGCAGUUGAAAGCCAAGGCCGACGGACUCGACCCGGCCAAGCUCAGCGGAAGCGCGACGAUCUCGCCACCCGAGGUGAAGCCAGUACCAAAAUGCACGACGGCCGCCGUUGUCGCUGCCGCCCCAAUUGUGCCAGUGCGCGCUAUCUCCAAGCUGCCGCCAAAGAAGACACCGACACCGUCGACCAAAAUGCGCAACCUCUUUUGGACGCCGCUACCGGACGCGGUCGUCGAAGGAUCGAUCUGGGCGACGCUCGACGAGACCGAGUUGAGCUUGGACUGGCCGUUGCUCGAGCGAGAGUUUGGCCAAGAGGUCUGCGCGAAAGCCACCAAGUCCGCUGCCGCGCCGUCGACAAAGGUCAAAGUCGUCCAUCUGGUCGACCCGAAGCGACAGCAAAACUGCUCCAUCGCUCUCACCCGCUUCCGCCUCUCGCCGACAGAGCUCUGCGAUGCGAUUCUGAAUCUGAACGAGUCGAUCCUGAUCGUGGAGCGGGUCUCGAUCCUCGAAGGCCUCGUGCCAACGUCCGACGAGCUCGAUCUUAUCAACAGCUACGACGGCGACAUGCAGAUCCUUGGCGAGACGGAAAAGUGGUUUGCCGCCGUGCGCCACGUGCCGCGCCUGCCCCAGCGCCUUCAGUCGAUCUCGAACCAGCUCAGCUUUGCCGCGCGCUUGGACGAUCUCAAAGCCAAGCUCUCGACACUCGAGAAGGCGCGCAGCACGCUGCACGCGGCAACACCGACGCUGCUUCCACUGCUCCACGUCGUCUUGGCGGUUGGCAACUACAUGAACAACGGCACGGCCCGGGGCGGUGCGUACGGGUUCAAGCUCGAGAUCCUGCCCAAGCUGUCUCAGGUGAAAGCCACGAGCAGCGCCCGUCCGACUCAGUCACCUCUCGCCGAGGUAGUGACGGCGAAAGCGCCCGAUGCGCUCGCGUUUCUCAGCACCGCCACGUGCUUGGAAGCGGCGGCCACAGUGUCCUUGCCGCAGCUACUUUUGGACGCGACGGCGCUCGAGCGAAGCGUGGACCUGGUCCGCCAAGAGGUCGUCCACCAGCCGGAUGCUGCGUUCCGCCGGCGCUUUGGUCCGUUUGUGGAUACGAGCGGCAUGGCGCUGGAGCGGCUCCGCGCCGACGUAAGCUCGCACGAGACCAAGUUUGCGGCGCUUUGCGCGCGCUUUGGGUUCAAGCAACCCGAUGCGACCGGCUUCUUUGGCCUGUGGCACGACUUUGGCCGGCAGCUCGUGGCCGCUGCCCGCGAGUUCCAGUCGUCGACGGCCGCCACCGAGCCCGAAGACGGCGCCGGCCUCUUCAACCAGUUUUCCGAGUCGCUGGCGGGCGAUGCGACCGACAUUGUCGCCAAGCUUCGCAAGCGCCACGCGCCGCCCAGUGCGACGGCCGCCGUCCCCAACGAGCUCGCGCUCAAGCUCGCGCGGCGUCGCCAGAGCACGCUCAAGACGUCGUAGUGUUGCAUAGCAUUGAUGUGUUUGCACGCAAAUGACAUGGAAAUAUACUACAUUCACGGGG